Molecule: messenger RNA, 1077 nt
Organism: Chaetomium globosum CBS 148.51
Lineage: Eukaryota; Fungi; Ascomycota; Sordariomycetes; Sordariales; Chaetomiaceae
Exons: 3
Coding region: 1-1077 (358 amino acids)
Source: RefSeq, a predicted model, not a curated record
AUGUCGGCGUCACUCUCCCUUCCACCGGCCCAUGUGUCGCCAGUAUCGCUGCUCAUCAAAACACAAAUACGGACUAAACCACGGCCACCACCGCCAUCAACGACGCUCACAGGCAAAACGGCUCUCAUAACAGGCAGCAGCAGCGGCCUGGGCCGGGCGGCCGGCGAGCAGCUGCUUGCACUCGGUCUGUCGCGUCUGAUUAUGGGAAUCCGCGACGGCCCCAAAGGCGAGCGCGUGGCGGCGGCGCUGCGGACCAAGUUCCCCCAAGCGCGUGUCGAUGUCUGGACUGUCGAGCAGGAAUCCUACGAUUCAGUGCGCGCUUUUGCCGCGCGCUGCGCUGACGCUGAUCGGCUGGAUAUGGUUAUUCUAAACGCCGCGUUUGCGACGCCCGAGUGGCGUGUGACUGAGAAUGGACACGAGGCCAUGCUGCAAGUCAACUACCUCUCCACAGCACUGCUAGCCAUCCUCCUCCUCCCUGUCCUCAAAGCCAGCAGCACGAAGCACGGCAGCGGUCCCGGCCGCCUCACCAUCGUCGGUUCCAACCUCUCGCUCACCGAGGCGUUCCCCCCGACCGACAAGGACCCGCUUCUCCCAUGGCUCGAUGACCCGAGCAACGCCAAGACCUGGGGCAUGGUGGCUGCCCAACACCGCCAGAUCACAGCCAAGAUCUUUGGCCUGAUGCUGACCCAGAAGCUGGGCGAGCUGGUCGACCCAGACCUCAUCAUCGUCAACACAGUGGACCCAGGCAUGGUAAAAGGCACCGAAGUCGGCCGACGCCUCCCCCUCCCCGCCAAAGCCUUCGUGUGGGUCAUCUUCACGCUGCUAGCGCGCCCGGUCGAGCAUGGCGCGUGGACCUACCUGGACGCGGUGCUCGUGCAGGGCCGGGAGAGCCAUGGCGGGUUUGUGGUCAACUGGGCGCUGCACCCCUUCCACAAGGACAUGUACACGCCCGAGGGCAGGGCGACAACGGAAAGGGUCUGGCAUGAGACACUGCGGGAUUUGGCGCGGGUGGCGGAUGUGCAGGCGGCGUUGGCGGAGGUGAGGAGGGAGGGUGGUGUGAGUGUAGGGGCCGUGUAG